CACCCGGACUCUCAGUGGGUCUGGCCCGCGGUGACGGCGGCGGCGGCGGUGGCUGAGGCUGGGGCCGAGCCGGGGCUGAGACCGGGGACGCGGGCAGCUCAGCUGAAGGAGGGCCGGAGCCCAGGGGAGCGUGGUCUGCUGCAUGUGAUGAAUUUAUCCACUCUCAGGGAAAGCUCCCCCAUGGCUUCCCGGCCCCCCCAAGAGAUGGAGGAGGAACUGCUGCCAGCUGGCCCGGAGCCAGGGGACUCGAAGGCCAAACCCCCAGUCAAGCCCAAGCCUGAGUCCCGGACACUGCCUGCCAAGCCAGCUCUGCCAGCCAAACCCAGCCUGCUGGUGCCACUGGGGCCAAGACCCCCAAGAGGUCCCUUGGCUGAGCUACCUUCUGCCAGGAAAAUGAACAUGCUGGCAGGACCGCAGCCCUACGGUGGCAGCAAGCGCCCCUUGGCUUUCUCUCCUCGGUCAGCCCCUGAUGCACCAUCUGCUGGAGCCAGCCCUCGGGAGACUAGCAAGGAUGAGGGUACCUUGGCUACCCCCCCCACCCGAUGCUCAGUCCCAACUGGGGUUCGGAAGGCUCCCGCUCCUUUCCGCCCAUUGUCUGAUCGAUUCUCUACCAGCACUGUGGAAGAGAUCUUGGCCAAAAUGGAGCAGCCCCGGAAAGAGGGCCCCUCUAGCCCUGACCGCCUUUGGGGCUCCCGCCUCACCUUUAGCCAUGAUGGCAGUUCCCACUAUGGCCCAAGGGCCUAUGGGCCAGUGCAGAGUCCCGGGGAUGAGGAGACAUUGACCCAAAGCAUCCCCAAGGAUCUGUCUCAGGAAGAACAGGCAAAGCCUGAGGAGGGACAGGAAGAAGGAGGCCAGAGUUCAGCUGGGCAGUGCCCUGCAGAACCCCAAGAGGCCCAGCCUGAAGUAUCUGGCAGGAUGCUUGAGGAGAGGCUUGUCUCUGACCUGACGUCCAACGGAGACCUGGCAUCCAGUGGAGACCUGGCAAGCACAGUGUUACCCCAUGAAGUUUCCAAGUCUUCAGCCCAUGCACACCAUGUUCCUUCUCCGGUCCCGCCUCGUCCCAUGCCUCACGAUCUCUCCCCUAGCCCUGUGAGGGCUCCAGGAUCCCAGAGCUCAGACCCGUCUGCUGAGGGACUCACAUCCCACAGCCCAGCCCUUCCCAUAGAGAAGUCACCUGAACCUCUGAAAUCAUUCAGCCCAUCCUUACCGUUAAGGGAAGAGCCUGGGUCCCCCAGCUCAGGCCUCUCCCUUGAGAAGAAUUCCACCACCCCAGAGGGCCCAGGGUCUCCCAAUCCAGAACAUUCCCAGGUUACCUCUCCCCAGAUUGCACUUUCAGGGGUCCAGUUUUUGGAGCACUCUAGAACAUUUCCCCUGGAGAAAAAGGAGGAGGAAGGUGGAGAGUUAAGCCUCCGGCUCCCCCACCUAGAACAACGUCGCUUCUCAGAAGGUGUGCUUCGGCCCCCCAACCAAGAUCAAAGGAAACUAGGGGGGUCUCUGGCUGCCUUGCCUCAGGGCCAGGGAGGAGGAGGUGGCUUGGAGCAGCCCUUUGGGAGUGGGACAGAAUCCAACUGGAGCUUGUCACAGUCCUUUGAGUGGACCUUCCCUACUCGGCCUUCAGGCCUGGGGGUGUGGCGGCUAGAGUCCCCGCCACCCUCACCCAUCACUGAAGCUGAUGACUCGGGUCUCUCUGAGGGAGAGGGCGAAGAGGCUGAUGAGAUUCGGAGCUCCAGACCAAUCAGGGCUGCCUCUCAGGCUCAAAGAGGGAGCAUGCACUGCGGGGUCCCCCAGAACCAACAGGGAGAUGACAGAAGUCCAGCUUCCUCCAAUCCCCCAUCAGAUCUUCAGCCCAAAGGCCAGGAUUCACCAAGACUGUCACUGCUCCAAGCAGAAGAGGUAGCAGGAACUGAGGAAUCCCUAGCUGGACUGGAGACUCCCCUCCCUCCCACUCCAGAGGAGGAAGCAGCCUUGCCCAUCCUGGAGCCUGUUCCGGAGCAGGAGCCCCCCCUUCCCCUAGCUCAGCCCUGCAUCUUGUUUGCUGAUGCCCCUGUCCCUGAGCAGGCUACACCCUCCCAGGAAGAUGCCCCAGACCUGGCAAAAGCAGAGACCAACCUGAGCAGGCCUGAGGGAGGGGACCUUCCAAGAAUGUCACCUGAGCUGAGGGCCCCUGAAAAUGAUGCUGGCUGGCUAGACAAGCUCCUGGCCUCCCCACCGCCCAGUGCCAAUGGUGCCCGGAAAGCAACUGCGCCAGAGCAGUGUGAGACUCAGAUGCCCAGUGCCAGCCCUGAGGGGCUCCUGGGAUGGGCUAAAAAAGACCUGAAAAGUGAAUUUGGAAUCGGUAUAGACUCACACCAUAGCACCUUCAGCCCCUCUCCCACCUGGGCCAGAGAAGGCACUAGGGGCUAUAGCAUUGGGAGUUCAGCUUCCAGUGAGAGAGAUUGGGUCAUUGGUGAUGGCUGCGGAGGGGCAGUACAGAGUCACCAGGAAUGGAGCAACACCUACGGCAUUGGCCAGCCAGGGGUGGAGGAGGAGUUUGAUACCCGCAGUGGAGACCAGAGCAAGGAGCGUGUCCUAGGAGGGGAUGUUAUUGCCCAGGAAUUUGGGAAGGCAGACCAGCUUGGGACUUACACUAGCCAGGCUGCUGAGUUACAAGACCGGGAAUUUGGGAAGAGAGAUUCACUCGGGACUUACACUAGCCAGGCUGCUGAGUUACAAGACCGGGAAUUUGGGAAGAGAGAUUCACUCGGGACUUACACUAGCCAGGAGGCUGAUGUAUGUGCUCAGGAGUUGAAGAGGAACUGGAUGAGUGAAUAUGGCACGAGCAGCAAGAGAGAUGCCGAUUGCCUGCAGAGAACCUUGGAAGAGAGAGACCUGACUGGUGUGUUCAGUGUGCGACACUCAGAGCAGCAGGAUAAAGAAUUUGGGAAGAGAGAUCAAAGAGACAGCUACUGCUCUAGAGAGGCAAACAGGGAGGAGAGGCUGGAGAAAGAACCAGAGGGCUUAUAUGGCCCUACUACUUCCAGUUUACAGGACCAAGAGCUUGGGGAGAGAGACUUGAGCCACUGGUCCAAGAGCAAUGACUCUAACCAUCAGGGAGAGUUUGGGAAGAAAGACCAAGCUGGGACUUACAGGAGCAAUGAUGUCAACUGCCAGCCAAAAGACUGGCCUAGUGAAUUUGGCCAACGAGAUAUAAGUCAAAUGGAGAGGGAAUUCAGUCUAGGGAGACGGGAUUGGACCAGUGACUUCCGAAUUGAAGGCACAGACAAGAGUGACCAAUUUGGUAUCAUUGGGACUGAUCGGGGGAACUGCUCGGGCCUGGGCGUUCUUAGUGGCUCAGACACAAUGGGAAGCACCAACUUUGUGUCACCUGGGAAGAUUAUGAUGGGACAGACACAAUGGACUGAUGAUCUGGGCCUCAGGAACUUGGAUGUAUCUGGUUGUGUGGGAUCAGAAGGGUCGAGUGAGGUCCGAGAGCAUGGGGUUGGACAGACUGAUUGGUCCUCUGACCUGGUCUUGAGAAACAUGAAUAUGCCCAGUGGCUUAGGGGAUGGAGGGCCUGGAGAAGUGGAGCAUGGAGUAGGACAGAAAGAUUGGACCCCAGAUCUUGGACUGAGGAACAUAGAUGUCUCAGGGGUCAUAGAGUCAGCAGGGCCCAGUGAGGCUAGAGAGUGUGGGGUAGGACAAAUGGACUGGGUUCAAAGCCUUGGAAUGAGGAAUGUGGAUGCACCCAACGAUGUGGAGCCUGGAGAUCCACUUUUAUCAAGGGAGCAUGGAGUAGGACAGGCAGACAGGACACCUCACCUCAAGCUGAGAAACACAGAUCUGGGGACAGGAGGCGGCCUCAGAGAGCAUGGUGUAGGACAAAUGGACUGGACCCAUGAGCUGGGGUUGAGAAACGUGAAUCCAUCUAGUCCCCUGGAGUCUGGGGGUUCCGGUGAAGCACGAGAAUGUGGAGUUGGACAGAUGGACUGGCAGAAUGAUUUGGGCCUCCGGAACACUGAUCUUUCGGAUAGCUUGGAUCUUAGAGGUCCAAGUAAAGCCCGACAGCAUGGCGUUGGCCAGGUGGACUGGUCUCGUGAUACGGACCUCACAAGCCCUAGUUUAUCUAGUGUCUUGGAAGCCAGAGAGCCUUCCGAAGUCCGCGAGCUGGGAGUUGGAGAGGUGAGCCAGCCUGGCAUUUUGGUGAGCCACUAUGGCGGUGACUCUUCACAGCGCUCAGAGAGUAGUGCGUCUGACAUUGGAAUGGACUCAAGAGAGACCACGAACUCAGGAACCAGCCCCGGCGGGUGCACUGCCCGGUCUCCACCUUCUGGCUGUCAGGGCCUGUUGCAAGACAUGUUGGCCACCAGCAAUCUCAGAGCAUCUGCUGGCAGAGAGGAGGCGGCCUUAGGCCCCAGGGGCCAGCUAGAAGAGGAGGAGGAAGAGGGAACAGUAGCAGAUGAUGAUGAAGAGAUGGAGCCGGAGCUUAGAGGGGACGCUCUGCCUUCUUGCAGGCCCCAGCCCGAUGGUGAGGCCAGCCGGACAGAGGAGGUGGACGGCAGCUGGGCCUCCCGGGGGGACGGCCCAGCUGCCCCGAGGCUGCUCCCAAGCCCUCCCUCCAAGUUGUCUAGCCAGGACUUCUCCUUUAUCGAGGACACAGAAGUUCUAGACAGUGCCAUGUAUCGGAGCCGUGCCAAUUUGGGCCGCAAGCGUGGGCACCGAGCCCCGGCCAUCCGGCCUGGGGGUACAUUGGGGCUUUCAGAGGCUGAUAAUGAUGCCUGGAUCUUCCAAGAUUCCACAGAGCCGCGGGCAUCUCGGGUGCCAUCUUCAGAUGAUGAGGUGGUAGAAGAGCCUCAGAGCCGCCGAACACGGAUGUCCCUGGGAACCAAGGGCCUAAAAGUCAACCUGUUCCCUGGCUUGAGCCCCUCUGCUCUCAAGGCUAAGCUGCGUCCCCGAAACCGUUCAGCUGAAGAAGGGGAACAGGUGGAGAGCAAGUCAGCCCAGAAGGAAUCCGCCGUCCAGCGCUCCAAGUCCUGCAAGGUUCCCGGCCUCGGGAAGCCCCUUGCAUUACCUCCCAAGCCGGAGAAAUCCUCAGGGUCCGAAGGUUCAUCACCCACCUGGCUACAGGCAUUGAAGCUGAAAAAGAAGAGGGUCUGAGGUGCCACUUCAGAGGUGGUUCCUGUCGGUCCUCUGAAGCAGCCCAACCUUGUAAGGCCCUGGACCGGGGAGGAGGGCUGGAGCUUGGGCUGUGGCCCCCCCCCCCACUCUGGCCUCCUCCCCCACCCUGCCCCCAGGCACAUUUAUGCACUUUGUAUCCCCGCCUCCUUCCCCACCCCUCUUGGGAUGCAGUCAUUAGAAUGGUUGCUGGUGUUGGCCCCCCUCCCUCAGGCCCUUUCCCCCCCCAUUCUUCCUCGCCCCCCCACCCACCUUUGGGUUUUCUUUUGAUACCACUUUAUAACAUUUUGAUAAAAGCCUCUGAUUUUUUGUAACGGGCGGUGGGCCGCCCCCUUUCUUCCCCCCAGGAGCCCCGUGGAGACCAAGGACGUUUUGUCACUUGAAACAAUAAAGUUUUUUGGGGAUUGGU
Messenger RNA from Phascolarctos cinereus (koala), 5560 nucleotides. RefSeq names its product tankyrase 1 binding protein 1 (gene CNOT12). Gene Ontology annotation, cellular component: nucleus; heterochromatin. Lineage: Eukaryota; Metazoa; Chordata; Mammalia; Diprotodontia; Phascolarctidae. Gene Ontology annotation, biological process: double-strand break repair; cellular response to ionizing radiation. The record is from RefSeq and is a predicted model, not a curated record.